Molecule: messenger RNA, 1850 nt
Organism: Gordionus sp. m RMFG-2023
Lineage: Eukaryota; Metazoa; Nematomorpha; Gordioida; Chordodea; Parachordodidae
Exons: 12
Coding region: 1-1671 (556 amino acids)
Biological process (GO): proteolysis
Cellular component (GO): lysosome
Molecular function (GO): cysteine-type peptidase activity
Source: RefSeq, a predicted model, not a curated record
AUGAAUUAUAGGACACAUAUAAAAAAAUAUUACUACACCUUUGUAACAUUUUCGAUCCAAAAACUUUUGGCAAUAUUGGCGAUAUCUAUAACGUUAUCACAAUCAAUCGUAGAUUCGAAUUUCUUCGAGAUUCAGAGGGGAAUUAACGACUCCAAAUUUAAUCAGCUCAAGACUUAUAACUCUUACGUAUAUGGUUUGACUAACUCGCAAAAAGAACCGGAAAACUUUAACGACUUAAGACGGUCUCUAAGAGAUGGGAAUUUCGAAGAAUUUUUGCACGAUAUAGUAGAUUCAGAUCUAGCUGAAACCAGGGGAACUUCCACAUGCUGUCGGAAUAGGAAUGACACUUGUAGCAAACCUAUCCAUCUCAAUCUUACUCUCUGCUAUUGCGACAGUUUUUGCCAGCACGCUAACGAUUGCUGCCCUGACUAUAAAUCGGUUUGUGUUGAUGGCGACUUAGAAUCAAUUACUCCGCCUUCCCGUAAUGCCCUACUUUCUGGAAAUGUCAUAAAACUUACUCAUUUUACUCCCUCGUCAACAUCAUCCAUCAUUACUAUCAAUCAAGAUAACAUUCGAAGAAAAUGCAUAUACAAAGGGGAGACAUAUGAUAUAGGAACUAUCUUUAAGGACAAUUGCAAUCUCUGUACAUGUCAAGUUAAUAGAAUAUUUAAAUGCGAUACAACUGUGUGCAUGAUACGGCCAGAAAUCAUUAAAAAGAUCAAUAAUUCUAAUAAAGGUUGGAAAGCUUCAAACUAUUCCGCUUUCUGGGGUUACACGCUGGCCGAAGGUAAGAAAUACAAACUAGGAGUUUUGCCUUUAGCUAAUAGUCUUUCAGACAUGAAUUACGUGGCGUUAACUCUCGGAAAAGAUGAAAUACUAAACGAAAACUUCGAUAGUCGGAAAAAAUGGGGCCCUCACAUCAAUCCUAUUCGGAAUCAGUUGAAUUGCGGUUCAUCUUGGGCAAUAUCAGCAGCUGAUGUGGCUGGUGAUAGGUCAGGAAUAAUAGGUAUGCGAAAAGGGUUAACAACCCUUUCCCCUCAGUACUUAAUAUCAUGUAACAAAGGUAGGGGGAGACAGCUGGGUUGCCAUGGUGGUCAUAUUGAUAUAGCUUGGAGAUUUCUUUGGAAAUUUGGCACUGUAAUGGAAGGAUGUUUUCCUUAUACUGGGGCAGAUAUCGAAUGCCCUAUUAAUAAUUCUUCAUCUCUUGUCUCCAAAAACGCCGAUUGCUUGAAGAAUCAGAGCCAAUUUCUAAAAUUCACACCACCUUACAAAGUUCCAAAAAAUGAAAGCAGUAUCAGGAUCGAAAUUUUGUCCAAUGGACCAGUUCAGGCUACGAUGGUUAUCAGACCCGAUUUAUUCGUUUACAAAAGUGGAAUAUACAGAUGUCCAAAGAGGGUGAAGAAAGGAAAAUCGAAGAAAAAUAUUCGACUAGAUGGGUUAGUCAAAGAAUCAGCUUCAGUCAAAAACAAUUCCGUUUAUCAUUCCGUCAGAAUUUUAGGCUGGGGACAAUUGGAUAAACCACCAAAGACGAAAUAUUGGAUUGUCGCCAAUUCCUGGGGUCAAGAAUGGGGUGAAAAUGGAACUUUCCGAAUACUUAGAGGACAAAACGAUUGCGAAAUAGAAAAUUCUAUCAUCGGCAUAUGGCCUCGCCCUAAAAAUUCAAAUAUUUGAUUAUGAAAUUAUAGAGAGGGAAAAAAAAUUAAAAUUGUGAUUUUUUUUUCUUUCCGUGUAAAAAACAAAUUAAAUUCUCAACAUUUAAAUUUAAUUCUAAAAUACUUUUAUUAUUUAACGAGGUGGGGCAUAUAUGGGCGGGGUUUGAGUGAUCCCUCUUAUUAUCAUUAAUUUUGUAU